ACAAGAUGUGGUUCGUUUCUAAGCAACCAUGCUGAGAAGAAGGGAAAAAAAACUUCACUAAAGAAGAAAGAAAAAAAAAGCAAAAAAGUAGAUGCCAGCAUUUAGUCAUUGAUAGCAAGUAGCCUGUCAGUUAAUGUUACUCCAUAGAUAGACUUUAGAUUAUGACAUCUUCACAAAGUACAAAGUACUUGUAAUUUAUCCGGUAUGGUACAUUUAUAUUUUACAUAACUAAAGAAAGCCACCACCCAGACAUCAGAUUGCAAAAAAUUAAGAGACUCUAAGAACGGCCACCAAGGAGAGCAGAUCACAGAUCACACUCUUUUAACAUCUUAUUGUCUUCUUCCUGAAACAGUCUGUGCUACCAUCAUCCAGACAUCAUGGAAAAAAAGGAAAUGACAAAACUGGAGGAAUAUUUCAUGAGGAUUGGAUUCAAGGAACCAUAUGACAAGCCUGACUUGAAAACGUUGAUCCAACUGCAGGAGCACUUCAUCAGAAGUGUUCCUUUUGAAAACCUUGCCAUUUUCUGUGGAGAGCAAAUAGUUUUAGACUUUGAUGCCAUCUUUAACAAAAUAGUCAGGUGCAAGCGAGGAGGGUGGUGUUGUGAAAGCAAUCAGUUAUUUUCUUGGGCAUUAAAGGAGCUGGGAUAUAACAUCAUCAACUUGGGGGCAAUAUCUUUUAAUAAUCAGAAGAAUGAUUAUAACCCAUUUGUGUCACAUUUCAUUACAAAAGUGAUAAUAGAUGGAAAGCCGUAUUUGGUAGAUGUUGGUUAUGGUGUGUCUGGUCAAAUCUGGCAGCCUCUUGAACUUGUGUUAGACAAGAAGCAGCCUCAAGGCCCAGGUGACUACCAGUUCAUAGAAGAAACAGGAAUGUGGCACUUAGUAAAGUUUGUACGAAAGAUUGAUAUUCCAAAUGAAGCUUUUGCAAAGUCUCCAUUGCUUAGUAAAAAUCCUUGCAGGAGAUUAUACCGCUUUAACAUGGAACCGCGUGAAGUUGAUAGCUUCAAGGAAAUAUGUUACUACCUGCAGACCUCCCCUGACUCUCCAUUAAAUGGGAAGGCAAUCUGUACCUUACAAACACUAACAGGGGUCCGUGCUAUGAUUGGUAAGACUUAUAGUGAGGUCACCUACAACUACAAGGAUGGAGCUGAUCUUUAUGAUAUGUCGACAGUAGCUGAGGAGGAGAUGGAGAAAAUGUUCAAAGAGAAAUUUGGAAUUGACUUGAAAGGCAAAUUUGUGCCUCAAAACACAAGCUAUUACACUUUAUAGAGGACAGAAAUCAGUCAUUUUAGCAGGAACACUCAGAAUGUUGGUGCAUAAUGACAUUUGGCUGUGCAUUAAGUCCAACAGAGCCAAAUCGAGUUACUAGUUAACAUGUAAUUAGUCAACUAGCAUAGAUAAGAGAAAGUAGUUUAAAGAUUAUAACUCAAACAUUCUUCAGCUAUUUCUUACCUGAUUCUAUUCACAAUUCCAUUCCCCUUUUUUUUGCAAGUUUGCCUUCUAGAUUACAUUGUUUGUAUAAUGCAAACUACCCUUUAAUUUUUAAAUAAGAUAUUUCAUUAAUUUUUAAAAAAUAAACUUAUUCAAAACAUUUUCAGACCCCUUCACUUUUUUCACACUUUGAUAUGUUGCAGGCAUAUGCACUAAAAUUGUUUAAAUUUGCUUUUUCUUUUAAUAAAUAUCACUCGGUACCUUAAAAUGACAAAUUGGAAACAGGAUUUUAUAAAUCUUUGCAAAUUUAUUUAAAAUAAAACAUUUCAGUAUCAUAUUGACACAAAUAUUCAGACCUUUACUUGAUACUUUGUUGAUGCACCUUUGGCAGGGACUCGAGCCUGGAGUCUUCUUGGGUAGAGCCCAACAAGCUUUGUGCACCUGGAUUUGGGUAUUUUCUGCCAUUCUUGUCUACAGAUCCUCUCGUGCUCUGUCAAGUUCAAUGGAGACUUUCAGGUCUCUUCAGAGAUAUUUGAUUGAGUGCAGGUUGGCUCUGGUUGGGCAACUCAAAGACAUUCCUGAAGUUGCCCCUAAGCUACUCCUGUGGUGUCUUUGCUUUGUGCUUAGGGUCAUUGUCCUGUUAGAAGGUUAACCUUCAGCCCAGUCUGAGGUCCAAAGCAUUCUGGACCAUGUUUUCAUUAAGGAUAUCUCUGUAUUUUGCUCUGUUGAGCUUUUCCUCAACCCUGACUAAUACCUGCUGGUGAAAAACAACAUUAAAGUAAGAUGUUGCCACCACCAUCCUUCACCAUCAGAAUGGUAUUGUGCAGGUGAUGAGUAGUGCCCGGUUUCAUCAGAAGAGAGAAACUUAUUUCUCACAGAUUGAGAGUCCUUUAGGUGCCUUUUUUGGUUUCCUUAAGUCUUUUUUUGAAGAGAGGCUUCUAUCUGGCCACUCUCUGCUAUAAAGCUCAGGGGCAUCAUGCAUAGAAUUCAAACUAAAACAUGGCGUACGGACAAAAGUGGAAAUGUGCAUACACACAGAAAAAUCCAGAUGCAGAAAAUCUGUGCGAACACCAAUUUCCACGUUCUUCUGCUCCAUAAAUCCUGGUCAGCAUAAAAAGUAAUGCACGUGCACGCGCCUGCUGCCCCACCCCAAGUCCUCCCAGAAUUACGCCUCUUUGAAUAUGCAAAUCAAUAUAAAUAGCCCUUAAGCUCAGUGUUCUGUGAAAAGGCAAUGGCAAAAGCACAGGGGAAAAUAGAAGAAUUUCAGCAAAUACCAAGUGGAGGCAAGGAAAAACAUACUAUCUGUUGAUUUAAACAGUGGUAUAAACAACAAAAAGAAGUUGAUCGAGUGACAGAGUGUCGGAGAAACUCGAAAGCUCAAGUUCACAAAGUCGCACAGUGCCCAAAAUAAAAAAGUUGUUAGAUAUCAAAGUCGCAGUGUCGUAGCCUACCACCUGAGUGUCAUAUGGAAGCUUAUUAGGGUACAGAGAAAAGAAAAAAAAUAGGCACACAGUGGGAAAAAAAGUAUAGAACUUUAAUCUCAAAAUUUCCAUUUUAAUCACAUAGUUUUUUUGUCAUUAAAGUAGAACAUCAUUAACUUUAUCUUAAAAUCUUUAAUUUACUAGUUUCUCAAAUACCAUCAUAACUAAAGUAACACGUUAAAUACUUUGUUUUGUAUGUGUUCUUCUAAGUGCUCUAUGUGUGUGAAUAACUACGUGAUUCUUAAACGGGCUUUCUCUUCCUCUGACAGGACACAGAAUCCAUUACAUUCGUGAUAUUACAGCUCUCUGAAUAAUUUAAAUACUGAGAUGUAUACUUGAUAUCAUUUUCAUGAUGAUAGGAAUUAAAGCAUGUUAUUAAACAUGGGAACGCGGUGGCGCAGUGAUAGUGACUAGCUGGCACCGCGACCAGAGAUUGUUCCUGCCUCACGCAAGAUGCUUGCUGCGUCGUGCGCAACCUUCGAUGAAAUAAUUUAUUGCAGCAGUACUGUCUCUUUCAAACAUACUAACCCCCAAUUCCUGUCCUUCCUUUUCUUUCUCCAAGUAACCAAUCGCCACACGAUCAGCUCUGUAAUAGAUGUCAGCCAUCUGUAGGCUUAGAAUGCUGAUUCUUCAAAACUUUUAAGGAACAUUGAAAUGUCUUCGUAGUACAUGUUUAAUUAUUCUAUCCAUCUACCCAUCCAAUGCCGUGCCAGCCCCAGCAAGAAUACAGUGUGAGGCUGGAACAAUCCCUGAACUAACUAGCGCUGCGACACCGUGUCCUCACAUGUUUAAUUAUUAAUAAUAUAGAUUAUUUAAAUAAUGUUAACAUUUUAUCUGUAUAAUGUAAUAAGCCUAUUUUGCUGCAUUUCAUCAUAAAAAUGAUAUCAUCAUCAUAUGUAAAUAUGGGCUUUAUAAAGUGGCGCAGGUUGUGCAAUAUUAUAACUGUAUUGUAAGUUUACAGUGAGGUGAUUGUACUUAUAAGUACAAACAGUUCUACAAGGAGCACUUGAUGGACUGAUUGAGUGUGUUUAUAGUUCUUGGGAUGAAACUGUUUUUGAACCGCGAGGUCCGUACAGGAAAGGCUCUGAAGCGUUUGUCAUAUGAGAGCAGUUCAAAUAGACAGCAUGGCUGAGGCAGCGUGUGCUUGAUGCUGCAUCCCAAUAAUUCUCUUUCCGAUCAACUGCUGUAGAGCUGUGAUUCCACACUCAGUUACAAUGGGAUAAAUACUUGAGAGUAACAACACUAAAGCAGCUAUGGUAUUUGGAAUAGUUUGGCCAUUCCUUGGGCUAUUGUUACAGGUUAAUUACAAUAUAUAUAAAUGUAAUGAAUUAUUAUUAUUAUUAUUAUUAUUAUGCCUUAAACUAAUAAACAAUAUGCGGUUAAUUUCAAUGUAUUUGAUAAAGCGUCAAGGAUGUGGAUCUAAAAAAGAAAGGGUAACCACACUGGAACAAAAGCACUGCUUUGAUGCUGGGUGCUGCCAGUUUGCAAAACCGAGUGGAGAACAUUUCGUUCGCAAUGGUUUGAGCUAGCGUGAAAAUGUACAUGGCUUUAUGCCAAGUUUAGGUUUUAUACAUCGCGAUUUGAGCAUGGAAAUGGGCUUAUGCAACUUUUUUGUGUGUAUGCACCGUUUAUACAUGAGGCCCCAGAUCAUUUGAGUGAUGCAGUGAUGGUUGACUUUGUGCAAGGUUCCUCCACCUCCAUACAGGAUCUUUUUUUUUUUUUUCUCAGGAUGAGUGACCAUCUGGUUCUUGGUCACCUCUCUUACCAUGGCUUUUGUCAUCCGCUUACUCAGUUUGGCCAGGCAGCUGCUGCAGAAAUGUAUUGUAGCUUUCCUCAGAUUUGUUCCUUAACAUAAUUCUGUCUCUGAGCUCAGUUCUUUUGACCUCAUGGCUUGGUUUUGCUCUGACACAUUUGCCAGUUCUGGGACCUUCUAUAGAGAAGUGUGUGCCUUUCCUAAUCACAUCCAAUGAACUGAAUUGACCAAAGACAGAUUCCAAACAAGGUAUAGAAACAUCUCAGUGAACAUCUCAGUGAUAAUCAAUUGAAUGAGAUGCACCAAGUUUCAAGUGUUAUUGCAAAGGGUCUGGAUACUUGCAUCAAUAUAAUAUUUCAGUUUGUUAUUUUUAAUAAAAUUGUACACUUUUCUAAAAUCCUGCUUUUCACUUUGUCAUUCUGAAGUAUUGAGUGUUGAUUAAUGUGAGAAAAAACUAAUUUAAACAAUUUUAGCACAAGGCUGCAGCAUAACAAGAUGUAAAAAAGUAAAUGGGUCUGAAUACUUUCUGAUGGCACAGUAUAUAAGUUUGCAGACUAUACUGCUGCAUUAUUUCAAGUAAUUUUCAAGAAGGCUGAGAGAAAAAAAUCACAGGAAUUGAAGAGCAGUUUGAGGAACGUCCAUCACAGAUGAGAAAUUGACAUUAUGCUUGAAUUCGAACAAAUUCUUAGAAAUACAGUAUAUAUGGUGAGAUAUGUUAGUCAAUCUGAAAUGCAGCUCUGUUUGUGUUAAAUUCUGUACAUGUUUUAUUAUGAAUUGAAAUCAAUUUUCAGUAUAUCAGCGGUUACCAUCUUGAGGUGCCCACACCCCCAGGCUGUGCAAGAUAGCAUUUCAGCAUGACAAAGAUGAAGUACUGUGUGUUUUAGCAAACCGAGUGAGGUGCGUUGUCCAACUUUAUUGUGGUGUAGUCGGUACCUUGCAGUGUGCCAUCAUUUGUAGGUCAUUUAUUUGUUAAUGCUCCUAUUCUAUGAUAUGAAAAGAAUCAAGCAUUUUGCGCACAAUAGUCACCUAUGAAUGAGCCACAGAAAUGUGCGUUCUUGUGAGUUCCUUGCUGCGGGUGGAGCAUUCAUAAAGGCAGAUAACUUUUAAGAGAAUGAGAUUUGGACAUUGCAAUGAUAAGAGAAGGGUGAGGUCUCGUAUUGAUUUCUGUGCAUGCCCUGAUAAUGAAACAUCACUGAUUUUGAGGUGUUAUUGACAUUUUGGGAUACAAGGGUUUGCUAAAUUGGAAACAACACCUGCUGCUGACAUUAAGUCCAUCUCUCCUGCAGGCAGUCUUGGCAGUAGCACAGAAAUGUUAACAGUGCGGUACAUCCGUUUCUGAACUGCAGUCCAUGUGCUAUCGAAGAGCAAAGCUCAUCCACUGUAUUUCAUUGCUUAGCGGAGAACCGGCACCUGCUGCUUCAUGGGAGUCUCCAAUCCCCCAAACUUUUCGAUCGUUAAUCAUGUGUCAUUUCUUCAUGCUGCUUGCUUCUUCACAGGAUACCCCAAACCCCUUACAAUAAAGUGUCUAAGCUUCACGGGGGACACAUUUACAAGAUUAUUGAGAUUUAUAAAGGUAAAUUACUCAAUUUAUAUUUAAAUUUUAUGCACUGAGUUAAAAGCUUAUUUGUUGAGUUUAUUUUGUUCACCUGCAAUAAUGUAUGUAGUUCAAUUGUGGUUCAAAAAUUAGAAAUUUGACUUCCUCAUCUUACUUUUGGAGGUGGUGUGAACAUAAAUCAAACAUUUUCUAGGGGCGCAGGGCAUAGAAAAAGUUGGGAAUGCUGCACUAUUCAGUAUGAUCAAAUAUGUACAAACUAGUUGAUAAUAUUCACGACGUACAUUUGAGAUUGUGCAACUCAAAUGUGUUGUUUAGAGUCUUACAUAUUCCCAGCAAUUAAUAUUAAAUAAAACUGAGAUGAGAUAUUUCCCUGUAGAAUGGUUCUACACUUUAUAAGCAAACACAAGCAUAAUUGUAUUGCAUUAUACUUUAAUAUCAUGCUCUCUUAUAAACAUCCAUCCAUCCAUCCAUCCAUCAUCCAACCUGCUAUAUCCUAACUACAGGGUCAUGGGAGUCUGCUGGGGCCAAUCCCAGCCAACACAGGGCGCAAGGCAGGAAACAAAGUCCGGUCAGGGCGCCAGCCCACCGCAGUCUUGUAAACAUGUUAUACUAAAAUAAAUACUGACUGGUGUAUGUGAAAAAGCUAAUUAAGAAGAUAAUGUUUACUUACAGCUUGGAAAUCACUUUCAAUGAAUGCUACCUUUAACAAUUAGUUAAUUGUUUCUACUAUUGUCAUAUUAAAUCAAUAUGUUGUAUUAAAUAUGUUAAAAUAAAAUUGUGGAGAACUGA
Erpetoichthys calabaricus (reedfish) is the source of this 7005-nucleotide messenger RNA. Its product is annotated as arylamine N-acetyltransferase, pineal gland isozyme NAT-10-like. The transcript has 3 exons. Gene Ontology annotation, molecular function: acetyltransferase activity. The coding region runs from base 378 to 1265 and encodes 295 amino acids. The record is from RefSeq and is a predicted model, not a curated record. Lineage: Eukaryota; Metazoa; Chordata; Cladistia; Polypteriformes; Polypteridae.